Rhopalosiphum maidis (corn leaf aphid) is the source of this 1369-nucleotide messenger RNA. RefSeq names its product enhancer of split mgamma protein-like. Gene Ontology annotation, biological process: anterior/posterior pattern specification; regulation of transcription by RNA polymerase II; regulation of neurogenesis. The transcript is spliced from 2 exons. The coding region runs from base 293 to 997 and encodes 234 amino acids. Gene Ontology annotation, molecular function: DNA-binding transcription factor activity, RNA polymerase II-specific; protein dimerization activity; RNA polymerase II cis-regulatory region sequence-specific DNA binding. Gene Ontology annotation, cellular component: nucleus. The record is from RefSeq and is a predicted model, not a curated record. Lineage: Eukaryota; Metazoa; Arthropoda; Insecta; Hemiptera; Aphididae.
GCACACCGCAUUCCGACACCGUCCGCUGGCACGCAAACAACUCUCGCGCUCUGCCGCUGCGUACCGUGUUCUAUUGCUGCUACUGCUGCUGCUGUCGCUGCUGCUGCUGCUGCUCUCGCCGUCGACGAUAUAAUAACGAUAUUGUUAUUACGUUUUAUUUUAAAAAUUCUUAUAAAUUGUUCGUGAUACGAAUCGGUGCGAUUUCGUUUUGGAUUUACGACAGUCGUUUAUUAUAAAACUCACUGUUACGUCAAUUUCCGUGUGUGUUUCGUACCCGCCAGCUACAGUCGUCAUGUCUUCCGUCGCCACUGAAAUGCAACAACCCGUCUCCAGGACUUACCAAUACAGAAAGGUCAUGAAACCAAUGUUGGAACGCAAACGCCGCGCUCGCAUCAAUCGGUGCUUGGACGAGCUCAAGGAACUGAUGGUGGUCGCCCUGCAAUCCGAAGGCGAAAACGUCAGCAAACUGGAAAAGGCCGACAUACUCGAACUAACUGUCCGACACUUGCACAAGUUGCGCCGCCAACAAAGGCUUUCCGGCAACCCGGUGACCGAGAUGGAUCGAUUCCGUGCAGGAUACACGCGUUGCGCCUCUGAGGUGUCCCGGUGCCUGGCCGCCACACCCGGCCUGGACGUCACCCUGGGCGCCAACCUCAUGACUCACCUGGGCCACCGACUCAACUCGAUCCAACCCACCGGAUCCACAUCGGCCGUGACCACUUCACCGGCCACGCCGUUAACACUCAACACCGAUAUGUCCUCGUCUUCGUCCUCGUCGUCCUCGUCCUCGGCGUCGUCGUCGGCGUCGUCGUCGUGUUCGUCACCACCACCACCCCCGUCACCUACCGGCAGCACCACCUCGUCGUAUCCGAUGCCACUGACGCCCAACUCGAUGGUCGGCACCGGAUGCAGCACGGACUCCACUUCCACCGGACUCCUGCAAGUUGUCGACAUGUCCCUGAAAAACGACAACGCCUCCGUUUGGAGGCCUUGGUAAACUGAUCACCGUGUUACCCACACACACGCACACACGUGCACGCGAUAUUACCAAUUAUUAUAUAUUAUUUUAUUUGUAUCGAUUUGAUUUGAUUUUUUUUUUUUUUUUUGUUAUUGCCUACACUUUAUAUUGUAUCGUUUUCUUGUUAUGUUAUACAUUCUCUGGAAAAAAUCAUCCAAAUGUCUGUAUAACGGUAGGUACGCGGACGCAAACGGGUUUUAUCGAACUUUUUACGCUUAUAUGAACGAAAAGAUUUUGACAUAUACGUAUGAUAUAUUAAAAUUAUAUUAUUGUCUAUAUUAUAUAGUUUUUGAUAAAUUAUUAUAAGGCAUUUUUUUAUUCGCACGCGUUCAUAUAUAUAAUAUUACUAUU